Cladophialophora psammophila CBS 110553 is the source of this 441-nucleotide messenger RNA. RefSeq lists its product as uncharacterized. The transcript is spliced from 2 exons. Lineage: Eukaryota; Fungi; Ascomycota; Eurotiomycetes; Chaetothyriales; Herpotrichiellaceae. Bases 1 to 441 code for a protein of 146 amino acids. The record is from RefSeq and is a predicted model, not a curated record.
AUGUCUCGCCGAUCUCUUGAGUCUCAAAGGCCUAUUAUGGCUCCCAGUCUCACCUCCAAGCGCACUUCCAAACGCUACUCAACCUACUCGGCCUCUCCGUCCUUUGCUACCACCACCAGCAACAUCUCAAACUCGCAAACUCUCGUUUCUGGCUCUGGUACUGCAAAUAUCACCGUCAGCCCCGAAACCGGCUUGGCAGAGAUCCGCCACCUCACUCAAGGCCUGGACCGGCUGGAAAACAAACGCCUUCAGCAGCAGCGCUUUGUGCCCUCCCAGAAGAAGACCGAUGAUCUCAGCAAACUGAGCCUGGGCGCAAAGGUCGAGCGCGCACUAGGCAGGAGAAUGUCAGACCAAGAUGCCGUCCUCCGCGUAAAACGGCCCGUGGCAAAGAAGACCAAUCCGUUCACCAUUAUUGAUGAAAAGGCUGCUCUCAAGAUAUGA